Calliphora vicina (urban bluebottle blowfly) is the source of this 1206-nucleotide messenger RNA. RefSeq lists its product as uncharacterized. The record is from RefSeq and is a predicted model, not a curated record. NCBI's taxonomy places the organism in Eukaryota, Metazoa, Arthropoda, Insecta, Diptera, Calliphoridae. The transcript is spliced from 2 exons. Bases 1 to 993 code for a protein of 330 amino acids.
AUGUUUUUCAAACGUUUUAUCAUCCUAGUGCUAUUGAUUCCAACUUUUACUUUGGCUCGUAAAAUAAAACGAAAAGGUCACUAUGUUUUAACGCAUCCACAUCAACAUCAACCUUUACCACCACCAACCACGACAGCUCCUGAUCAUCCAUAUCACUUUGAAGAGGUAAAUGGGGAUGAAUUUUCGCCACAACCACAAAACUAUGGACAUGAACGCUAUGGCCAACAGGACUCGUUUGAGCCACAUGAUCACUAUGGACAACACACAAUACUUAGUGGCACUUAUCUAAUUGACAACGGCUUAAGAAGCAUAGCCAAAGGUUCCGCCGAUCAAGCCAACUCAGCGGUGGCUUCACAGAAUGCAGCUGGCAAACAGGCAGCCUAUGUGGCCAAAAAUUCAUUGGCCCAGGCGGCAACACAAGCAGCCGGCACUGCUGUGGCAGUACUCAAGGGUAAAGAAGUAUUUUUGCAACGUUUAGAUGAACAAACCGCUGAGGCACACAGAGCCAUGCAAGGUGAACUGCAGCAACUGCAACAGGCCAAACGUUCGGCCAAAGCAGCACAAUAUGCCGCACAACAAGCACUCAAUCACGUUUCCAUCUUAACGGCUGCUCUAAACAAUGCCCAAUCAGCCUCAGAGUUGUCUCAAAAGGCUGCCUCAGAGGCAGCCGCUGAGCUGGCCUCACAAAUCGAUAUGGUUGCACAAGCCAAGACAAAAUUGGAACAAAUAGAAACACAAUUGUAUACGACGCGCUUAGACUAUGAGGAGACCAAAGAUGCAGCCGAAAAAGCCACACUGUCGGCACAAGAGGCACAACUCAAUGCCAACGAUGCGGCACAGCAUGCGAAUGUUGAAUUGCAAAGUGAAUCGCAUGGUAGUGGGCCUGCUGAAACGAUUCAUGUGCAUUUGCCAGAUACACAUGAUCAUGAUCAUGAGGUCCAUUCAAUUGUUAAGAGACGUUUUAAAAAUAAUGAGAAGGUUAAAAAGCCAUAAGCUUUAGUUGUUGCUGUUGGGUGUUUACUAUUCAAAAAACGUUAUUUUUGUAAAGAUUUUUAUAUAUUUUUUUUAUAUCGAAAAUAAAAUUAUGUAAGAUAAUUUCGUGGAUUUCGUGGAUUCUCUGUAUUUGCAAACUCUUUUGUAUUUGUAUUUACUAAAAGAUGAGUAAAAUGUUUGUUAAUUUAUUAAAUAAAAAAACCAUGAAAAACA